Molecule: messenger RNA, 1611 nt
Organism: Monomorium pharaonis (pharaoh ant)
Lineage: Eukaryota; Metazoa; Arthropoda; Insecta; Hymenoptera; Formicidae
Product: general transcription factor IIH subunit 3-like
Exons: 3
Coding region: 812-1465 (217 amino acids)
Biological process (GO): nucleotide-excision repair; regulation of DNA-templated transcription
Cellular component (GO): transcription factor TFIIH holo complex; transcription factor TFIIH core complex
Source: RefSeq, a predicted model, not a curated record
AAGAAAUGAAUGCAAUAAAAUCAUGAGAUAGCGUAUUAUGAGCAAUCACUACAUUCAUUUAACUCUAUAUACGAAUAUACUAGCAUCCGAAUUUUGAUCUGCUUCGGUUUAUUGAACUUAUUUUAAAAUUAUAAAAGAGAUAGCGUAAGUUUUUAGCUUAAAUUUUAUCAUUCUCUGCUAUUCUCUACUAUUAUUUUAUUAUUAUUUGCUAAGCACAGCAAGCGCACACUGCGAUCAUCCGAACUACAAUACGCGCUCUUUAUCGCAGUCUGUCUCGAUGUUAUCUUUCACUUUCUGCCUUUUAUGCAUAUCAUUUUCUAAACGUAUAAACAAUUAUAUUAAUUUUUAUCUUAUAAUUUUUUUUAUUGCUAAUUUUUCGCCACUUUGAAGUAGUCUGCCGACACUUUCUCUUCCAGGAAACAGUCUGCCAAUAAUUAUGACAUCUUGUUUUAAUAAACACUAAACAUUCCCGCAGAUUUUAUGUUUAAAUCUUAUUCUUUUUUUUGUCGUGACUAUCUUUAGUCCGGCCCCCGUCUUAAUCUUCCUAACCGCUUAGGAAGACUGGUGGUUCGGCAAUACUAAAGAACCUUUUUAGGUAGACAUUCCACGAUGGUUAUUGAUGCUAUUUUUAUGUAGCUAGCUCUUAGUCUAUUUCUUGGGUCGGAUAUCCACGUGGGGAGAUUUAAGAAGAAGAAGAAAGUUUUGGAACGCAACCAAGGAGGGACGGGAGCCAUUACAAAAAAGAAACAGAAGUGCGGUGACCCGUAGCCGCUCUCAAGUCUCAGGUUCUUCUCUGCAAAAGACCAACAAAAUGGCAACUGAAAUAGAAACGAGCUUGCUGGUGAUCGUUUUGGAUGUAAAUUCAUUACAACGGAUAGUAAAGCAAGAAAUGAAGAUAUUAUCACAGUGUUUAGACUCCACAAUUGUCUUUGCGAAAGCUCAUCUCGUGCAGUCAUCUAAUAAUGAAUUGGCAAUAAUGGCAUGUCAUGGUCACAGUGCUAAAUUCCUCUACCCUUAUAAAACCACAGCAGAAAUAAGGCAGAUGGAUGACCAGUAUGAAAAGUUUACCAUGGUGGAACGUACAGUGCGUCAACAAUUACAGCAGGUUAUCAACGAAGUCCCUAUUCCACUGAACACAAAAAGUCUCAUUUCUAAUGCGCUCAGCAUGGCAUUGUGCUAUAUCGCUCGAUUAAAGAGAGAAAAGUUUGCCGGUCAGAAGUUGCAUCCUAGAAUAAUAGUCAUUACAGCCAGCAACGACUCAGCAACUCAGUACAUGAACUACAUGAAUAUAUUCUUCACUGCACAGAGAAUGAAUGUCAUUUUGGAUGUGUGCAGUCUGGAUCAGGAGCUGACAUUGUUGCAACUAGGCUGUGUCAUUACUGGUGGCAAUUAUUUGAAGGUGCCACAGCUUGAUGAAUUACUGCAGGAUUUAUUGGUAAACUGUUUACACUUAAUUUUAUCAUAAUUAACGCAAAUUAUUAUGUACAUCAUAAUUAAAUAUUUGCUUUAUAAUUUAGUGUAUUUUCCUGCCUGAUCCAAGUGUUAGGUCAAAACCGGUUCUUCCUCUGCUAAUAAAAUGUCUGCUAGUGAAUAGAAAUGCAGAAUGUUUUU